AUGGGAGCGUUAUACAUAUGUCGCAGGGGUGGGCUGCCUGCCCACUUGAGGGAAUUCGCCACAGUAGGGGGGGUGGAGUCUCCCGUACUAGGCGCCCUGACGAAGGUGCUCGUGGACCCCACAACCCCAGCACAGCGACCCAACAGCGACAAAAUUUUCUCCGCCUACACCAAAAGUUACAUCCACAAGGAGAGCGAACAAGCUCUCAUUCUAUGUCUGAAGAAACUAAACGAGAUGGAACGAAAUAAGAAGGUUGUGAAGUUGUCCCAGUACAUUUAUGAAUUACAAAAUUUGUCCAAGUCCAAGGUGAUGUACAAUGUGUUGAAACAAAUAAAGUUAGUUCAUAAUUUAUUUGAGAUCAUCAACACACAAAUAGGGACUGAAUCUUUAUCCCCCACUCUCCUCCUUUCACUAGCCAUGAGCUACAAAAACUUACGCCUUAAUAAGUACACAUAUUUUAAGAACGUCCUACGUGCUGUGUGUAACCAUAUAAAGGUUUACAAGACGAAUAAACUGACCAGGCUAGUUUCUUCAGAUGCACGCAGUAUAGAAGCGAGUGACGAUUACAAGCACACGGUGGAGUUGAUACAAAGGGCAAGCAAGCCACGGAGGAAUGAAAGAAGAAUCAAUAUGCUAAAUGUAUAUACGAAUCUUCUAAACAACAGUACUCUCAGUUAUAUUCUUUAUGCAUACUCUACCAUGUUUUGCUCUCCAAACGAGUACGUCCUGUACAUGAGCAAAUACAUCCUGCUCAAUUCAUCCGUGCUGAACCACCUCGACAUGCUAUGCAUUUUACAUUUUUUGCGGAAGAUCAGUGUGAAGGUUCAGAAGAGGGACAUCGUGGUGUAUGCGAAUGGGAAGACAGCGAUGCAGCGUGGAGAGGGGACCAAGUUGGGUAAGCUGGACCAAUAUAUAAAAGAAGAAACAGGGUUAAGCAGAAGGGAUGGCAACACCCAUGCAGAGAAGAGGGAGGGUGUUCAUGGGGCCAAUGCAACCGCGGCUGAAGCAGAAACGCAGUUCAUUGUGAAUCACAGCAGUGAGCUGAAGCGUCGACGCGGAAACAACCCCUAUGACGAGCAUAGGAACACCUACUUGAAGCUGCUCAGGUGUAUAAUUCACGUUAUUAAAAAGAGAAAAAGUCAUUUCUGCGAGAAGCCAACCAUCUUAAUAUCCAUUCUGUAUAAUUUUUACAAACUGAACUUGGUUCCCAUUGAAAUAUUUUAUUCUUUUCACAACCGAAUAAAGAAGGAGAUAAAAAAUGUGGAAGUCAAAUCUGUCGCUCUUUAUUUGCACAUUUUAAGUGACAUUCAAUUCGACCUUCGCUACUACAAAUGCUUGUAUAAACAUUUGGCUUCCGUGUUCGAGAAUCGGGAGAAGCACUUCGAUCUGCUCUCCGUGUGUUUGUCUUUUUACUCACUUGGGAGGAACAGGCACUACGAGGAGUCUUUCGUGCGCGCCUGCCUGGAGCUCUUCCGUAGGCACGCCGACAACCUGAACGAUGUAAAUAUAACAAACGUGAUUCACACCAUGGGAAAAAUAAAAGUACUAGACGAGGACCUGCUGCACAAAUUAUGCCAAGUGGUAACAAGAAGGAUAGAAAAUAUUUCCCCGAUAAAUCUGAGCCUCAUUGUGCUUAGCCUGUCCAAGCUGAAUUAUCACAACAAGGACUUCUACCAUAUGUGUGUACAAAAGGGGACGGAGUUGUUACCAGCCUUCGCAGAAAAACAACUCGUUAUAUUUACGUACGGGUUGGUGUUAACGCAGACGUUCAAUUAUCCCUUCAUGGAAUUGUUCUUCAGGCAGUAUAUAAGAAUUAAUAAUUCGUGUAACAAUAAUAAAAGGAGGCAGAUGCUGGGUACCAUUUGUUAUUGCUUAUAUUUCGAGGCACCUUCCUUUUUGAACAAAUUCCCCCUUUCCAUUAACACCUUUGUGAGAAACAACCUCCAUUUUGUGCAGGACAAACAGGGUAGCAAAAUACACGAGGAGUUAGCCUCCAUUUUGAGGCACCUUCGUAUACACCGCUUCGAAAUUUUGAAGAAAAAAAAACCCUACGUGUUUGAUGUUUCAAUUGGGGGAGGGACAGGAGAAAGGGAAUUGUGUAUUGACUUUUUACUUCCGAAAAAAAUGUUGCGCAAUGCGUGUACCCUAAAUGGAUUCCACCAAAUGAAGAAGAGGCACAUGAAUUUGCUUAACGUGGACCUCUUCCACCUGGACGUGGCCUCCUACAUGGCUCUGCACUCCAUGCAGGAUAAGGUCAAUUUUGUUCGCCUCUUCCUGAAGGAGGUAGGCUUGUACAAUUUGAACCACCUGGGCGAAGCGGAGACAGGCCAGAGGGAAGAAAUAAUUCACUUGGUUCGCUUCAACGAGGGGGAAGCAGAGAUGGGAAGCGUUUACGCGGUACAGCAGGGCGGCCCAUCCGCUACACAGCAGGACGACCAUCCAAUCAAGAACCGCGACUAUCACAUCUUCCCCUCAUGCGCGAAAAUUCAAAAUGCAAAAAAAGGAUUUUACAAAAGUCACCCAGCGAGAGUGAACUACGAAGAGCCAUUUAAAAAAAGGAAACAAAUUUUCCUCGACAUUGUUGAAGACAAGUUGUUCAGUUGUGGUGAGUUGGAUUCUUCAAACACGUGGACAGACCACAUGGCAACACACCAGGGGGAUACACAUGACGGCUCCACCAAGGUGGAACACUCGUCUUCAAAAAAGGAGACCUUCAUUUUUGGAAGGAAGUGUCAUGGGUUAAACAAAUACGAGUACGUUGAUGAGCGCAGUGGGAAGAUUGUUGUCACGAGGGGGUACGGUGUUGGGGGGUAG
This is a messenger RNA of Plasmodium fragile, 2814 nucleotides long. RefSeq lists its product as uncharacterized. The transcript has a single exon. The record is from RefSeq and is a predicted model, not a curated record. Bases 1 to 2814 code for a protein of 937 amino acids. Lineage: Eukaryota; Apicomplexa; Aconoidasida; Haemosporida; Plasmodiidae.